UUGUAUAAAUUUGCCUUGAGCCACAUAUUCUUUUAUAUAAAAGUAUUGCCGCUUUAUUAAAUGCACAUUCAACAUUUUUGUGUCUUAAAUUUUCCAUAGUGAAAAUACUCGAUAGUUUUGAAAAACUAACGAUAGUGAAAAAAACCAUAACCAUCGAUAGUAUCGAUAGUGCCAUCGACAGUUUGCCAUUACUAAUUGUCCUUACGUAUAUACAGUUCAUUUCUAAGUAAAAUAUCUUAAAAUAAAAAUGUCAACAGAAAAUCUUACGGAAACAGCAGGGGAAAAAAAGCCUUUAUUUAGAAAUAUUGAUGCCGACGAUCCUGAUCCAGAAACCACGGAACUAGAGUCAGCAUGUAUGAAUUGUUUUCGCUCUGGCCGGACACGUUUGCUGCUUACUAAAAUACCCUUCUUCAAGGAGGUGGUAAUAAUGUCUUUUAAAUGCGACGAUUGUGGCUAUGAAAAUAGUGAGAUCCAGUCUGCAUCUGAAAUACAGAAGAAAGGUGUGCAUAUAGAGUUGAGUGUAAAAUGCGCUGAAGACUUAAACAGAAAAGUGGUGCGCUCUGAUUACACAUCUGUUAGAAUACCAGAGGUCGAACUAGAAAUACCGUCUCAAAGUCAGAAGGGUGAAAUAACCACCGUGGAAGGAAUAAUCGAUAGAACAAUAAGAGGUCUAACUCAAGAUCAGGAAUCUAGAAAAAGAGAACAUCCUGACGAUGCGACAGCCAUAGACGCAUAUAUUGAAAAAUUGACUGCUUUAAAGGAAUUACAAAAUAAUUUCACUUUAAUUUUGGAAGAUAUAAGCGGAAACAGUUUUGUUGAGAAUCCUCGGGCGCCAUCUUCAGACCCGAACUGUAAAAUUCAUUAUUUUCAACGCUUAAAAGAGCAAGAUAAUAUUCUCGGCCUUUAUUCUCCAAAAAAUGUAGCCAGUAUCGAUGAGGAUGAUAAAAAGGAGCCCAGAAAGGACCAA
Molecule: messenger RNA, 967 nt
Organism: Rhagoletis pomonella (apple maggot)
Lineage: Eukaryota; Metazoa; Arthropoda; Insecta; Diptera; Tephritidae
Gene: Zpr1
Product: zinc finger protein ZPR1
Cellular component (GO): nucleus; cytoplasm
Molecular function (GO): zinc ion binding
Source: RefSeq, a predicted model, not a curated record